Molecule: messenger RNA, 797 nt
Organism: Gopherus evgoodei (Goodes thornscrub tortoise)
Lineage: Eukaryota; Metazoa; Chordata; Testudines; Testudinidae
Product: immunoglobulin lambda-1 light chain-like
Exons: 5
Coding region: 30-797 (255 amino acids)
Biological process (GO): immunoglobulin production; immune response
Source: RefSeq, a predicted model, not a curated record
ACAAAGCCGAGUUGGUCUGAAUUCCCACCAUGGCCUGGGCCCCUCUGCUCCUCACACUGCUCACUUACUGCUCGGGGUCCCUCUCCCAGUACACUCUGACUCAGCCACCCACAGUAUCCGUGUCCAUUGGAAACACAGUUAAACUCUCCUGCACCCUUAGCAGUGGAUACACAUUUGGGGAUGUCGUCUGGUACCAGCAAAAAACUGGGAACAUCCCAAGAUACCUUCUGAGGUACAACACUGAGUCUAACAAGCACCAGGGCUCCGGGGUCCCCAAUCGCUUUGCUGGUUCUAAAGACGCCUCUAAUACAAUCGGCUACUUAACCAUCACCAGCAUCCAGACAGAGGAUGAGGCUGAUUAUUACUGUGCUACAGGGACUGCACAGGUCAGUUCGCAACUCGUGGUGACUCAGGAGCCCUCGAUAUCAGUGACCCCAGGAGGGAUUGUCACUCUGUCCUGCAGCCUGAGCACUGGAGCCAUCACCAGCAGCAAAUAUCCUAGCUGGUUCCAGCAGAAACCAGGCUCUGCUCCUCGGCUGCUUAUAUACACCACCAAUACCAGACCCUCUGGGAUCCCUGCCCGGUUCUCUGGGUCCAUAUCCAGUAACAACGCUGUCCUGACCAUCACCGAUGUCCAGGCAGAGGAUGAGGCUGACUAUUACUGUUUGAUAUAUACCGGUAGUAGUGGUAGUUGGUCUCACACCAGCACCAUGCACGUGGCGCUGUCUCUCUAUUGGCUCGGGCGGCUCAUUGCCAGCUCCAGCUAUGCACAGCCAAGUCCAAACUUCUCACUGUAA